Messenger RNA from Gamsiella multidivaricata, 2078 nucleotides. RefSeq lists its product as uncharacterized. The record is from RefSeq and is a predicted model, not a curated record. Bases 402 to 1979 code for a protein of 525 amino acids. The transcript is spliced from 2 exons. NCBI's taxonomy places the organism in Eukaryota, Fungi, Mortierellomycota, Mortierellomycetes, Mortierellales, Mortierellaceae.
CUCUCGUGCUCCUCUCCGGUCACUUUUUUUCAUACAUUUGUGCAUUUGUGUUUGGAUGCACCUUCCUGGCACCUUGUCCCAUCCUCUCCUCUUGCUCAGUCUCCCUUCCCCCUCCUCUUGCUCAGUCUCCCUUCCUCCUCCUCUUGUGCUUGUCCGACAGAACUUGAGAGAAUGGAGAGAAGAGAAGAAUAGUAGUGGAUCAAUCCUAUGAGUGAGCCGUAGCACCGAGAGCCUGCCCCAUGCUACUCCUCCUUCUCAUAUCAUGCUCCAUUUGUUAUUGAAUUUUUUUCGCCCAACAGCCCCAGAAGGAUGCCAGAAGAGCAGGACACAGAAUCAGUCUGAGGAUCUUUGUAUUUUAAAAUGCCAGCGCAUUAACCCUUUUUUCUCUUCCUACUUUCCUUAUGGUUUUCCUAAAAGCAAAGAGAAUGAAUCGCGUUCAACUGACUGAUUCGUCAUAUCUCGCAACAGCAACACGACUACUACGAAUCAACAGCACAGCAGCAACAGCAACAGCAACAGGAACCAAGACCAAGAAUAGUACUGCUGCAACCAUUACACCAAUAUCGACAACAACAACAGCGAUGACACUGCCUGAUACACUAGAUUGUGCAAUAUGCUUGGAUAACAUCCGGCCCAAAUAUCAUGCCAAGGCCAUCCUCGCCUGUAGACAUGAGUUUCAUCUCUCGUGCAUCUCAGUGGCGUUCAGUAUGGGGAACAAGGAGAUGAUCUGUCCGCUAUGCCGCUUUCUGCACAAGGAUCAGCCCUUCAUGGGCUCCGACGCCGAGAAUAUCAACCCACCGCGACCACAGGCCGCGGCAGUAUCGACAUCAACAACAGUCAGCAGUGCAGCCUCGCCCAGAGCACCAACAGCAACAGCAGCAACGUUUAAUAACCCGAGUAACCAUGCCAAUGGCAAUGUCAGGAAUCGACACCGCACCAACAGCAUUCAUCUGCAGCACAAUCUGUCGAACCUGGUUCAGCACCAGCAGCGCAGGCGGCAGUCCAUGUACGAUAUCCGACGGUCGUCUAUCUCAUCUUCGACUCCGCUAUCUUCGCCAACAAGCUCGUUAUAUCCGUCCACGCCCCUGUCGUCGUCGUCGUCGGCCCUAUUGACUCCAUCCCUAUCGACAGUGCCAUCCGCUGUAUCGACCGCAAGUCCAGCUAUAACUACAGUCACUGCGGCAUCAACGCGACCGGAGCAGCAAUCGCAACCAUCGCAGCAACAACAAGUGACACCAGCAAAACUGACUAAAGUUAAUGCGCCCAUGUGGUCUCUGCUCUAUGCGCUCCUCUUUGCGGUUGCGAGCCACUUCUUGUCUGUGAUCUCGGAUACUGCAGAAACCCUGUGGUCGAAGCUCUUGUGCUUCAUCGGCAUCAUCAUCUGUUUUUAUAUGGCCGUAUGGGUACUGACGCCGAUAUUCCAGCAAUAUCAACAGCGGCAGCAGGCUCAUGUGGAGCGAGUGUCUUAUCAACAGGGAGAUAAUUUGCAUGAUGGUUCUGGAGGUGGUGAUACCCACAGCAGCAGCAACAACAACGCGAACAGCAACGGCGGCGAUCAAGGAAGCUAUUACAACACCAAUGGUCAUGGAGUGAGCGGGAUGGCCAUGGAGUAUGAAUUCGAUGUCCAGGAUUCGUUCACGCCGAGGUAUGCGCCUACUAGUUAUACGUACAAUGGUCUCCAGGGAAACACGCAUCCGGCUGAGGCGUAUCUUUUGAGAACGAGGCGCACUUCGACUUUUAGUGAUCAGCAGCAACAGCAGCAGCAACAGCAACGCCAGACGAAUUUGUCGUCGUCUUCUUCGGUAUCCCCCUUAUCGCCAUCUUCAGCGUCGUCCAGGCUCGUGCUGUCAUGGUUCUCUCCUGGGGUUUGUUCCUUGGGCCAGUGGGUAGUGUCGAACCGAUUUACGAAGGAUGCGCUUAGUCGGGUGAAGGAUCUUGUAGAGCUCAUGGAUGACUUUUUCGAACACCGCAUCGAUUGAACAGAACAUGUAGCGGCGACAUUAUUACCUUUUUUUUUUUUUUAAUGACCACUUUAUCGUCGUCCACUGUACUAUUAUGAAUCUUAUGAAGAAAAAAAA